AGCGGGCACGGGCCCCGGAGGAGUAUCUGCCGCGCGGGCGCCCCCGACCUCCCGAGCCGCCGCCAUGAGACUGCUCGUGCUGGUUGCCCUUCUGGGCGCCGCUGCCGCCUUCGUCGACCGCGACGAGUGGAACAACUACAAGAUCGCGUUCGGCAAGAAGUACCGCAACGCCAUCGAGGAGCUGCACCGCAUGCGGGUGUACGUUGACAACAAGGCGUUCGUGGAGCGGCACAACGCCGAGUUCGCCGCCGGCCGGCAGACGUUCACCGUGGCGCUGAACCGAUUCGCCGACAUGACUGAGGACGAGGUGAACGCGCUCUACAAGGGCGGCGCCGGCCAGACGAGCCGACCCCACGGCGUUCACCGGCCCUCCGGCCGCCAGGCACCGGUCAGCAUGGACUGGCGCGACCAGGGCGUCGUCACCUACGUCAAGGACCAGGGCGCGUGCGGCUCGUGCUGGUCGUUCGCCGCCACCGGCGCGCUGGAGUCGGCCUGGGCGCUGGCCGGCCGCGGCCUGCAGGCUCUCAGCGAGCAGCAGCUGGUCGACUGUUCGACCGAAAACAGCGGGUGUAACGGCGGCAUGGCCUACCGCGCCUACUCGUACGUGGAGGACGAGGGCGGCAUCAUGUCCGAGGAGGCGUACCCGUACACGGCCCGCGACGGCAGCUCGUGCCACGCCGACUCCAGCCAGUACGUGGCCUCCGUCACCAGCCACGUGAAUGUGCCGUCCCAUGGCUCGGCCACCAUCCUGCGCGACGCCGUCGCCGACGUCGGCCCGAUCGCCGUCUCCAUCGACGCGUCGCGUCACUCGUUCAACCUGUACAGCGGCGGCGUGUACAACGACCCGAGCUGCAGCUCUUCCUCGCACAACCACGCCGUGCUGGUGGUCGGCUACGGCACCGAGAACGGACACGACUACUGGCUCGUCAAGAACUCGUGGGGUCCCGAGUGGGGCGACAGCGGCUACAUCAAGAUGACCCGCGACGACACCAACCAGUGCGCCAUCGCCAGCAUCCCCGUCUACCCGGUGGUUUAGUCGGUGACAGGGGCAGAAAAACAUCGGUACUGCAUUACGUAAAAUGAUGCACACAUAGAAAAGCUGAGCAUAAAUACAUUUUUACGCCA
Messenger RNA from Amphibalanus amphitrite, 1125 nucleotides. Its product is annotated as procathepsin L-like. Gene Ontology annotation, molecular function: cysteine-type endopeptidase activity. The transcript has a single exon. Gene Ontology annotation, biological process: immune response. Gene Ontology annotation, cellular component: lysosome. Bases 65 to 1036 code for a protein of 323 amino acids. The record is from RefSeq and is a predicted model, not a curated record. NCBI's taxonomy places the organism in Eukaryota, Metazoa, Arthropoda, Thecostraca, Balanomorpha, Balanidae.